Molecule: messenger RNA, 729 nt
Organism: Colletotrichum godetiae
Lineage: Eukaryota; Fungi; Ascomycota; Sordariomycetes; Glomerellales; Glomerellaceae
Exons: 2
Coding region: 1-729 (242 amino acids)
Source: RefSeq, a predicted model, not a curated record
AUGGAUCUCAUCCUCGAGUCCCGCGUCCCCAAAGGCGGUGGCUCCAGCGGUAGCCGCGGCUCAAGCGGCGGCAGCAAAUCCUCAAAAUCAUCAAAAUCAAAGAGCGGCAAAAACAAGUACAAAGGCGGCGGCCGCGUCGGUGCCGCCGGCGGAGGCGGAGGAGGUGGGGGUGGGGGAGGCGGCUUCAGCGCGCUUCCCCUCUGGGCCCGGAUCCUCAUCAUCGUUCUGAUUGUGUGGUUCGUUCUGUUCCUGGUCUCGCUCGCAUUCUACACGGUCAAAGAACUCAAGCGCAAAAAGGAAGGAAAGAAAUUCCGCAUCGGUCACGUCCUCGGCCACGCCCUCCUCGUCUCCACGGGCCUCUGGAUCCCCUUCACGCUCUACAGAAAGUUCAUCUCCCGGCGCAAGGACAAGUCCGGAGGAGGUGGCGGCGGCGACGGCGACGAGACGAAGCGCUCCGCUGGCGGCACGUACGCCAAGAUUGAAGAGGGUAGGAGAUCCGAUGACACGGGUAACCGGGACUCUUGGUACACCGGAGCUGGAGCCGGCACCCACAACAACGCGGACAGCAAGUACGAGCCCAUGGGCUACGCGCCGCAUCAUCGGGCCCCGUCUCCUGCUCCGCCCCCGGUUGGUGCUGCUCCGGCGCCCUCCGGCGCGGCGGCCGAGUAUUACAUGCCGCAGCCGCCUUCUCAUACCGCGCCGACUCAGCAUCCGCCGCAGUACAGCUAA